UAUUCUGCCGAUUUGUGUUUCAGUGCACAUGUCCAUCGAUUUUCGUGGAAAUUAGGAAAAGUAAAGUAAAUUCCCUUCUAAAAUGGGCGCUAUAGCAAGUAGAUAUCGUGUAUCGAACACAGGACUCACUAGCGUCGAUGUGCAAAAUAUAGAAAAUGCUAACAAGCGCGAAAAUCCCGGAACGUUGGAUGAAUUGCACAAAAAGACCAAAGAAGUAAUGCCAGUCAACUUUGAGGGAGGCAAGCUCAUGGUGAACAAAGGGAUUUCUAAUCAUUUUCAGAUGUCCCACACUUUGACAAUGAGCUCAAUGCAGAAUGGCUAUAAAUUGGGUGCAACGUACAUUGGAACAAAGCAGAUCUCUCCCACCGAAGCAUUUCCUGUUGUCUUGGGUGAUAUAGACCCAGCUGGAAACGUCAAUUUCAAUCUUAUACACCAGCUAACACCUGAAAUAAGAUUAAAAGGAGCGGCUCAGGUCCAGGAAUGCAAGCUAACAGCCACACAGGGUACGUUGGAAUACAAAGGUCCCGAUUAUACCUUGGCCCUCGCAGCUGGAAAGCCAGACUGCAGUGAAAAAUCGUCAGUGUUUGUAGGACAUUACCUUCAGUCGGUGACCCGUCGGCUGGCGCUGGGAGCAGAGCUCGUGUAUCAGUCCAGUUCGCGUAUCGCGGGCGGCGAGAUAGCUAUUGCCUCAGCGGCAGCGAGAUACACCAUGGAUGAUUCUGAAUUAUCAGCAACAUUGGGAGCGGCCAGCUUCCAUGUGUGCUACUUCAAACAAGCCAGUGAACAGUUACAGGUUGUAGCUGAAAUAGACACAUCAUUCAGAGGAAUGGAAUCAGUUGGUACAGUUGGUUACCAAGUCACCAUACCAAAAGCUGACCUGGUCUUCAGAGGUAUGGUAGAUUCUAACUGGAAUAUAGGAGCUGUAUUAGAAAAGAAACUGCAGCUGUUGCCAUUUACAUUUGCGCUGUCCGGUAUGGCGAACCAGGCGAAACAGCAAUUCAAGUUUGGUUGUGGACUCAUCAUCGGUUAACAUAUAAUAAUUUGUGAAUGUGAUGUGUUCUGUGUUUAGUGAUGCAGUGGUACCUCAAGAUUUUCAAAUGUUAUGUAAGUAACCGCUACCGAUGUUAAACAGACAUUAUGACAAUAUAGCACUGUUGGUUUAAACUUCUCCUGAAAUAUAGUAUAUUAUUGUAUAAAGGCAGGCAGUCUAUGAACGAGAUACAUACAGAAAUAUACUGAAAUAUGAGGAUAAUGUUAGAAGAUAAUAAACCAUCCAUUAUGGUGUCUGCGAGCUCAUGAAUGUAUAUUUAAAUAAUUACACGCCGAGUUGGCUCAUUUGGCCCCACCAUAUAUCUAUAUGGAGAUCCAUAAAACCA
This is a messenger RNA of Vanessa atalanta (red admiral), 1376 nucleotides long. RefSeq names its product mitochondrial import receptor subunit TOM40 homolog 1 (gene Tom40). Gene Ontology annotation, molecular function: transmembrane protein transporter activity. Gene Ontology annotation, biological process: protein import into mitochondrial matrix. The transcript has 8 exons. Lineage: Eukaryota; Metazoa; Arthropoda; Insecta; Lepidoptera; Nymphalidae. Gene Ontology annotation, cellular component: mitochondrial outer membrane translocase complex; mitochondrial outer membrane. The coding region runs from base 83 to 1030 and encodes 315 amino acids. The record is from RefSeq and is a predicted model, not a curated record.